AUGGGUAAUAAGCAAACGAUAUUUACUGAUGAACAGCUAGAUGCAUACCAGGAUUGCACGUUCUUCACUCGGAAAGAAAUCCUUAGGUUGCACCUCCGAUACCGUGAAAUGGCACCAAACGUUGUGCCCAUGGACUAUACAAAGGACCCAGAUGUUAAACUACCUAUGCAGCUUAUAAUAAACAUGCCUGAGCUAAAGGAGAAUCCCUUCAAGGAAAGGAUUGUGGAAUCUUUCUCAGAAGAUGGAGAGGGUAGCCUCAGCUUCAAUGAUUUUGUGGAUAUGUUCUCUGUGCUCAGUGAAAUGGCUCCCAGAGAGCUUAAAGCAAUCUAUGCCUUUAAGAUCUAUGAUUUUAACACAGAUAACUUCAUUUGUAAAUCGGACUUGGAGAAAACCCUCAAUAAGCUGACCCGAGAAGAGCUAACAGCAGAAGAAAUCACUCUAGUUUGUGAGAAAGUGAUAGAAGAAGCUGACAUGGAUGGUGAUGGGAAACUAGGAUUUGCAGAUUUUGAAAACAUGAUUUCCAAAGCGCCGGACUUUCUCAGUACUUUCCACAUAAGAAUCUGA
Molecule: messenger RNA, 564 nt
Organism: Phaethon lepturus (White-tailed tropicbird)
Lineage: Eukaryota; Metazoa; Chordata; Aves; Phaethontiformes; Phaethontidae
Gene: CIB2
Product: calcium and integrin binding family member 2
Exons: 7
Coding region: 1-564 (187 amino acids)
Molecular function (GO): calcium ion binding
Source: RefSeq, a predicted model, not a curated record